GUUUCUUGUGCUGCCCCGAAAACCAGCCCCGAGAGCUGGGUUUCAGCCCGUGUUACUUCCACCCGAAGCCGCCGGCCCGGCCCGGCGGCGGGGAAGGAUGCUGUUCGCUGAGGAGGCCUGAGCGGUUCUCGCCGUGCCUUGACGCCUCCAGGUCUCCACAGCACAAGGCGGCUGGCGGCUCCGGCAGCAGCUGAAUGCCCACCCAGCUUCGGUCACUUGGUCACUUUCGUAGGUGAGGCUAUCUAAGAUGGUCAGAACUUACUCUGUUGAGAUAGCUUACGAGCUGCCCACCGCCUGGGACUGGGUGCGUGCCCCUGGUCUGCUAGGGAUGCGGGAAAGCAGGGUUGCUUGAAGCCCCUGCAUAGCUUGCGGCUGACAGCACUGCGAGGCUGGUGGGUCCUGGCCAGCACUGUCAGCUUUCCCCCGUGACGCUGCUAACGAGAGUGAACGGUGAAAACGAAGGCAAAUCCAGCAGGCUUGAUGGGAUGCUGCUGUUCAAGAGCGCAGUGGGCGAAGGAGGAAAGCUCCCAAAAGAAACAAGCGGGAGUCCGGUGCCGUUUGAGAGAGCAACACUGAUGGAGGGGACCUCUGGGACUCUGCUUAGCAAAAGCAGAGCAGCGUGAUAGUGAGCUCUGCAAGCAGGUAGGGACACCUGGGCUGGUUCUUUGGUCUCCUGCAGGAGGGGGACUUUGGAGAAUUAAUUGCAGUUUUGGAAGUUUUUCCCAUUUUUAAACCUGACUCAAUUGGCAAAAUGCCUGCACCAGUUCCAGAACUGUGGAACUACAUCCCAGAAGAAAUCCUCAUCCAAAUUUUCUAUUAUCUUUCUCUUCGAGAUAGAUACACGGUCUUCCAGGUGUGCAGACAGUGGGCUACAGCUGUUUCUUCUAGCUCUGUUUGGCAUUUCACAGAGAUCAGCUGUGAUUCAGAGGAUGAGGAAGGCAUGCUGCAGAGCCUGCUCCAGUUCCUCAGCCAAAUCAAACACCUGAAAAUUGUGUUUGACCAGUCCAAGGAGGUCAACCGGAAGAACGUGACACGCAUCUUGGAUAUGUUGGCAAAACAGAACCACAAGCUGCAGCAGCUGUGCAUUGUGUGCCAUGGGGAGAAUCCCUAUUUCUACUCUGGCCAGGACAUCCUACAGAGCAUACGGAAUAUAUGUGAUGCUAAAAACCAGAUAGAUCUUCAGCAUAUUGAUUUUCGAAAAAUGCCCUUCACUCUCGAUGGUGAGCUUGUCGAACUCUUAGCUACCACCAACCCAAACUUGCACAGUUUGUUCAUCAACAACCGCACCCUGGUGUGUAACGUGGCACCAGACACCAUUAGGAAGGUUCUCAGAGCGUGUCCCAAGCUCUCAGCCUUGGGGGUUUACUAUGCCAGUUUGUCUGACGAUGUAUUUCAGGAACUGCUCAAGCCCGAAAGAGCAGCUUUUACCCAUUUAGACAUUUUCUGUGAGCGCCUGGACAAAUAUAUACCGGUCAUCUCAGAAGAGCUCUGGGCUGCUGUAAGUCAAAAGCAUCCUCAACUCUGUGUAGACCUAGAGUUUGAUCAUACGGUCCCUGCCUGCAAAAUACCGCGGAUCCUAAAGCUGAAUAUACCUGUGAGCACGCUGCAGCUUAAUACCUAUAAUUACAUGGUCAGUCAGAUUAGGUUUGUCACCCAGAGCUACAGCAGUACUUUAAAGAAGCUGACACUGCAAACCACAUCCUCGGAGGACUUAAAUUCCUCGCUAGUAGAUUUGGCUAGGCAUUGCAGAAAUCUGUUGGAGAUCCACUGCUACUGUGUGGUCAGCCAGGAGGUGGUAGAAGCGUUCCUCACGCACUGCCCCAGUCUGAAACAAUACACUCUGAAGGUCACCAAGGAACGGCACCCCUGGAAACCAGUAACAGUCCAGUGACCAGCUCCUACUGACUUCCUGGGGAAAUCAUGGGGAUCUGCAAGAGGACACGGAAAGAAGAUUUAGGGCUGUAAGGAAAAUGCUGCCAAAUGCCCUCUGCGCUCACUGAGAACGUGCUGUUUCACCAGCACUGGCAGUUACAUAUGAUGCAUACCUGAUCUACAGGCCAAGCAUUUACACUCAAAUGUGAUAGAGAAAAAGUUAUACAGAGAAAUACAAUUGGCCACCUUUUCUUUUUUUUUUGUCUUUUUUUUCUUUAUGGGGGUAUGUAGGGCAGGUCUUUUUUCUUCUCUGCUUCUUUAUUUAGCAGGAAUGCCCAGUUUACCCUUUGCAGGUUUUUACUUAGGACCUCAGUGGAAUUUAAUUUUGAUUUUACAUUUUAAAAGAAUCUCAAAGUCAAGCGCGUUGUGUCAGCACCUACGUGUUGCCCAGCAACUACUUAAAUAGGCAGUUAAGGAAGUGGCAGCUUCAAUGCAGCCAUUUUAUGCCCAGUGGGAUACUUAGCCGUGCAGAUUCAGUGAGCUAUAGCAAUGAACUGUGGUCAUCUGAUGGAAAAUUCCCUCUAACCUUGAUAAUGCCUCUUCUGGCAUUUCAGUGAUGGUAAGCUUACCCCUUAUCCAGUCGUCAGGUAACUUCCAGCUUGGAGGGAUAUAACGGGAGCUGAAUUAUGUUAGAAAAUACAAGCAGGAGAAAAAGCACUUAAGGAAAAAUAUUCACCAGGUAGUAAUAAAAGGCAUGUGGCCUGCAAAUCUCUGUGUGCAUCUUGUCUUUCUUUUGCUCAGGAAUGCAGGUUUCCAGGUUAUAAUUUGAAUGCCUUUUGGAAAGACCUUUGCUUUUAUUACAUUUUAAGUGUUUGUUAGGAGAGUCAAGAGUGUUGACAGUUUUUGCAUCUGCUUUCUGCAUUCACAUGCAAGUUACCUUGCAUCUGAAUUAGGAUAUGUGUGUGUUGGUCUGUUGUACCAAAGGUUUUGGUGAAUGUUAUUUGAAGAGCAGUUUCUGAGUUGAAAUGAUCCUGGCAUAAAGCUACACUGUGAGCACCUAUUUAGAGCUACCUAAAGCAUUAAUAAUAAUAAUAAUAAUAAUAAAGCAUAUUGUAAUCUA
Molecule: messenger RNA, 2992 nt
Organism: Aquila chrysaetos chrysaetos
Lineage: Eukaryota; Metazoa; Chordata; Aves; Accipitriformes; Accipitridae
Gene: FBXL8
Product: F-box and leucine rich repeat protein 8
Exons: 4
Coding region: 752-1891 (379 amino acids)
Molecular function (GO): protein binding
Source: RefSeq, a predicted model, not a curated record